Dipodomys spectabilis (banner-tailed kangaroo rat) is the source of this 5194-nucleotide messenger RNA. RefSeq names its product SATB homeobox 2 (gene Satb2). NCBI's taxonomy places the organism in Eukaryota, Metazoa, Chordata, Mammalia, Rodentia, Heteromyidae. Bases 272 to 2473 code for a protein of 733 amino acids. The record is from RefSeq and is a predicted model, not a curated record. Gene Ontology annotation, biological process: chromatin remodeling; regulation of transcription by RNA polymerase II. Gene Ontology annotation, molecular function: DNA-binding transcription factor activity, RNA polymerase II-specific; RNA polymerase II cis-regulatory region sequence-specific DNA binding. The transcript has 11 exons.
CAUAACAACCAUCUACGCACCAGAAGAAGACACCCUGACCCAGGACCUUAAACGUUAGGACCUGGGGAAGAGGAAAGGGAAAGGAGGACAGAAAAAGGAAGACUUGAGAGAACGCUGCAAAGCAAAGCACCCGAAACUUUCCACCCUGGAUUCUCUACUUUUGCUCCAUGGACAGAGCCCCAGCCAGCCAAGUUUCAGACAGACCGUGAGCAGUCCCAGUGCAUUUUAUUGCGACCUGCCGGUGGGAACUUUGUCUCCGAGUCGGAGCAGCAUGGAGCGGCGGAGCGAGAGCCCGUGUCUGCGGGACAGCCCCGACCGGCGGAGCGGCAGCCCAGACGUCAAGGGGCCUCCCCCGGUGAAGGUGGCCCGACUGGAGCAGAACGGCAGCCCCAUGGGAGCCCGCGGGAGGCCCAACGGCGCGGUGGCCAAGGCCGUGGGAGGUUUGAUGAUUCCUGUCUUUUGUGUGGUGGAGCAGUUGGAUGGCUCUCUUGAAUAUGACAACAGAGAAGAACAUGCUGAGUUUGUCUUGGUGAGGAAAGAUGUGCUUUUCAGCCAGCUGGUGGAGACGGCACUCCUGGCCCUGGGGUAUUCCCACAGCUCUGCAGCUCAAGCCCAAGGAAUAAUCAAGCUGGGGAGGUGGAACCCUCUCCCCCUCAGUUAUGUGACAGAUGCACCCGAUGCGACAGUGGCCGACAUGCUACAAGAUGUCUAUCAUGUGGUGACGUUGAAAAUUCAAUUACAAAGUUGUUCAAAGUUGGAAGACUUGCCUGCGGAGCAGUGGAACCAUGCCACAGUCCGCAAUGCCUUAAAGGAACUGCUCAAAGAGAUGAACCAGAGCACAUUAGCCAAAGAAUGCCCUCUCUCCCAGAGUAUGAUUUCAUCCAUUGUAAAUAGCACAUAUUAUGCCAAUGUGUCAGCAACUAAGUGCCAGGAGUUUGGGAGAUGGUAUAAAAAAUAUAAGAAGAUUAAAGUGGAAAGAGUGGAGCGAGAGAACCUUUCAGACUAUUGUGUUCUGGGCCAGCGUCCAAUGCAUUUACCAAAUAUGAACCAGCUGGCCACUCUGGGGAAAACCAACGAACAGUCUCCUCAUAGCCAAAUCCACCACAGUACUCCAAUCCGAAACCAAGUGCCCGCAUUACAGCCCAUCAUGAGCCCUGGUCUUCUUUCUCCCCAGCUUAGUCCACAACUUGUUAGGCAACAAAUAGCCAUGGCCCAUCUGAUAAACCAACAGAUUGCCGUUAGCCGGCUCCUGGCUCACCAGCAUCCUCAAGCCAUCAACCAGCAGUUCUUGAACCAUCCACCCAUUCCCAGAGCAGUUAAACCAGAGCCAACCAACUCCUCCGUGGAAGUCUCUCCAGAUAUCUACCAGCAAGUCAGAGAUGAGCUCAAAAGGGCCAGCGUGUCUCAAGCUGUUUUUGCGAGAGUGGCAUUCAACCGUACACAGGGAUUGUUGUCUGAGAUUCUGCGAAAGGAAGAAGACCCUCGGACAGCCUCUCAGUCUCUUUUGGUAAACCUGAGGGCCAUGCAGAAUUUCCUCAACCUGCCGGAAGUGGAGCGGGAUCGAAUUUAUCAGGAUGAGCGAGAACGAAGCAUGAACCCCAAUGUGAGCAUGGUCUCCUCCGCCUCGAGCAGCCCCAGUUCCUCCCGAACCCCUCAGGCCAAAACCUCGACACCGACAACAGACCUCCCUAUUAAGGUGGACGGCGCCAACGUCAACAUCACAGCUGCCAUUUAUGACGAGAUCCAACAGGAGAUGAAAAGGGCCAAGGUGUCUCAAGCCCUGUUUGCCAAAGUGGCUGCAAAUAAAAGUCAGGGCUGGCUCUGUGAACUUCUCCGCUGGAAAGAAAACCCAAGUCCAGAAAACCGAACCCUCUGGGAGAACCUCUGCACCAUUCGUCGCUUCCUGAACCUCCCCCAGCACGAACGGGAUGUGAUCUAUGAGGAAGAGUCCCGACAUCACCACAGUGAGCGCAUGCAGCAUGUGGUCCAGCUUCCACCUGAGCCGGUGCAGGUCCUCCACAGACAGCAGUCGCAGCCCGCCAAGGAGAGCUCCCCGCCCAGGGAGGAGGCGCCGCCGCCGCCGCCGCCCGCCGAAGACAGCUGUGCCAAGAAGCCCCGCUCCCGCACCAAGAUCUCCCUGGAGGCCCUGGGCAUCCUGCAGAGCUUCAUCCACGACGUGGGCCUCUACCCCGACCAGGAGGCCAUCCACACGCUCUCGGCGCAGCUGGACCUCCCCAAACACACCAUCAUCAAGUUCUUCCAGAACCAGCGGUACCACGUGAAGCACCACGGCAAGCUGAAGGAGCACCUGGGCUCUGCCGUGGACGUGGCCGAGUACAAGGACGAGGAGCUGCUGACCGAGUCCGAGGAGAACGACAGCGAGGAGGGCUCGGAGGAGAUGUACAAAGUGGAGGCCGAGGAGGAGAGCGCCGAGAAGAGCAAGGCCCCGCCGGCCGAGAGCGACCAGAGAUAAUGUCAGCCUCCCCCCAGGCAAAGCAAUACAUUGGGUCCAAGGAUUUUUCUGUUUUCCUUUCUUUCGUUAAACAAAUUUUUUGGCUUUAUUUUUUUUUAAAUGUCUAUUUUAUUUUUUUUUCUUAUCUUUAUGACAUUUCUCUGUUGCACAGGAUAUACCUACAGACUGAAUCAGUUCAGUAUUUCUGAAUCAGAUAUCACCUUGGCAAAGACACCAAGUGUUAUACUUUUACAAUCGACUGGACCGUCGUAAUUAUAACCACAGGAGACUCUGCCUUCAUUAUCCUUGCACUUACGGAAGAGACAUCAAGCAAAUUCCAGGAUAGAAAGACCAGCGAAAUAAAUGAAGGAAGCGACAAGUGUGUGUGUAUAUGUAUAUGUAUAUAUCUCUAUAUUUACAUAUAUAUAUUAAAGUUGCAUGGGACAGAGAACUUUGCAAUCCGAAAGAAUAGACUGUGAAAUGAGUUCUUAAAGAAAAGACUUGUUUAUGUAUUAAAACACCACUUCACAGUGAGUUGCUUUGGCUUUUUGAUAAACUGCGGCCUGCUCUCAGGGUGGGGUGACUAUUUUUGAAUUCCUAUUUAUUUUUGUGUUUGUCCCUGAAUUUUUUUUUUUAAUUCUAUGGCUUCCUAUCUGGCAGCUUAAUGGGUAAUUUUUGAGGUAUGUAUUUAACAAAAUAAAUCAACACUGCCAAAACAGAGAAAAAGAGAGAGAGAGAGAGAGAGAAGGGAAGGGAAGGGAGAAGAAAGUAAAGUAAAAAAAAAUUAGGGUGUGAUAAAAUGGUACAAGUAAAAUUACUCUUAAAGACACAGUGCAUACUUAAAAUGACUCAAUAAAAAUGACUUGAUAUGUUCCAUUAUUCAGUUUGUCAGGACUGUCAUGAACAGAUACAUUUCUGUGGAAUUCCAAAUAAGGCUGAAAUUCAGUAUGGAAAACCUUAUCCAUUAGUGCAGUCUUGAUCAAUGGCAUUUUGAUGUUGGACAUACGGAAUUCAUAUUAUGAGCCACGUUUUGUUGUGAAAUUUAUUUACCUGCCUGUGGCUGCAGAUCUUACAGUUAUUAAGCCUGCUCAUUUAAAAAGUUGUUCGUUGUUGCUGUUUUUGUUUUUUGUUUUUAAUAGAAAAUAGUUCAAUGUAAUGUUAAGUUAGAAAAGAAAUUGCUGCCCAGGUAAAGGGCCUCCCUCUCAAAUAAGUCUCCCUCCUUCUCUCUCCCCACACAUUUCUUGUUUCUACUUCACUUUCAACUUCCUCUUCUUUAUAAUACACAUUCCAUCCACCUUAGCCAAACAUUUCCAGUCCCUUUCCCUGAUCCAUAGCCCUAACCAGAACCUGUUUUUGAGUCAUGGUGCAGCUUCAGGCAAUAGGGUAAGUGAAGCGAUUCCAGUAGAAUCACCUACUCGUCAUAAAAGGAAAUAGUGUCCCAGUUCCCCACAUAGCAAUUCUCUUACGUGCAGCAGAACUAAUGCCAACUGGCUGUUUAGUGGAAUGAGCAUUAAAGCUGAAGUCUCCUCUAGCUUUCCAGAUUGCCGUCAGCUUCUGAUCAGAAAUACCAGUAGUGUUACUUUCCACUUCUACUUACAGUAAUUGCAAGAGGAGACUUCCCCUUUUGGACUAGCCUCAAGAACCUCCUCUAGGCUUGGAAAUGGCCCCUCGGCAGUCCCGUAUGGUUGAAUUAUUAUUUUUUUUUAUUUCUCAAGUUGUGUUCUCAUGCAACCUUGUCAAAGACCUCAUGCAAUAUCACUUUGAAAGUUAUUUUCUGUUUACUUCACGAACAUUGUAAUAUAACUGUUAAUACUAUUUAUAUAUUUGAAAGGUUUAAAAGGUAGGAGUUAAAAAACAAAAAAAGCAAAACUUCUAUGUGUAGAUAUGGACUCAGAAUUUACACUAUACAGGGAGAAGACAUGUUGCAAUACAAGCUAAUUCUAGCUGCUCAGUAACCUCUGGAGUUUUUAAAGGGACAUUUUCCUGUACUUUUUCAAAAAAUGAUGUUUAAAAAAAAUUAUCUUGACAUUGACAUGAGCAUCAUGUAUCUUUGCAAAAGGAUGGCCGUUGGCAUUUCAGCCCUGGGCCCAUCCUUCCUUUUUCUGAAGAAUGCUGCAGCUUUAAACAGAAAGUCCAUGGUUGCUGCUUCCUGAUCUCCGAGUUACUCUUUCCAAAUUGUCUUCUGACACUGUUGCUGAAGGUCACUCUGUGUACAUCUAGACACCAUUUUUGCCAAGCUCUCACAAGGUGGUUCAUUGAUGGAUGGCAUCCGCAUUUGGUAUCUUUUACACUUCAACCAAAAAUUUAUUAGGUAUUUUUCAAUGCUAAGUCUUGCCUUUUAUUUUUUAAUUUCACUGCCAAGUCUGCAGUGGUUCUAAGUGAAUCUGUGGGCAUUUUAGCCUGUGGUCUUGCCAGAUCUUUGCGAAUUACAAUGCAUAUAUGUCUAUUUAUUCAAUAUCUGUCAUAUAAUAUCUAUUUGGAAGAAGAAACUUUCUCUUGUAGUGCCUCUUGACAAAGCACAAUUUCCCGCCUUUUUUUUGUGAAAUGAAAAAAAAAAACAAAUUGUGUUUUAUUGCAGUAUCAACAAUGUGAAUAAGGAUUAACAUAUUGUAAAUGUUCUUUUUUCCAUGUAAAUCAACUAUCUUUGUUAUCACUAAGUGAUAAUUAAUUUUUAACUUAUGUGCAUUGUUAGGCUGUUAGAAUUUUUUGGUUGUUAAAAUAAAACGCAUUCAAUAAAUCUGA